Molecule: messenger RNA, 846 nt
Organism: Dovyalis caffra
Lineage: Eukaryota; Viridiplantae; Streptophyta; Magnoliopsida; Malpighiales; Salicaceae
Source: the annotation of a GenBank genome assembly
AUGGAGGCAGCUUCAAAUGGGAAAAUCGAAGAGACCAAGAUUGUGGAACGACAGGAAGUUGUUGAGGAAUUUGGGGUGGUCGAUUCAGGGGCUAAAAUUGUGGGAGAAGUUGUUAUUGACAGUACUUCUGAGUCAGUGAAAGAAACUCUUGACGGGAAUAAUUCGAGUUUGGGGGGCGGCAGUAGUUCAAAGGAAGAGGCAGAAGCUGAAGAGAAAAAUGCCCAAGUGGAGGAUUCAGGGAUAUUGGAAGUGGUGGAGAAAGAGGUGGUUAAUUCAGUUGUUGGAUCAACAGAGUUUGUUGUAUCUGUGGAGGAAAAAUUGACUGAAACUAUUGACGCAUCAGUGGAGAAAUUUGAGAAAACUGAUGUGGUUGGAGUAGAAGUAGAAGAAACCGAAGAGAAGGUUUCCGUGUCUUUGAAUGAGACUGAUGUGAUUCCUCCAGUUGUCACAGAUCAGACUGAUGCGGAAGGACCUGAAGUGGUAUUGAAUGCAACAGAUGGAUCAUCUCCUGCUGUAACAGAUAAGGUGUCCAAGGGAAUUGAGGAGAAAGUGAUGCAAUCUUCUGAUGAAAACAAUGUGGCUCCUCCAGCUUUGUCAGAAGCGGUGUCGAAGGGAAUCGAGGAAGAGAAGCUGGCAGUUUUGGAGCAAAUUACGGGGGAAUCAUCUGGUAAUGUUGACAAGGAAACUGUGGAAAGUGUCAAAUCUACUACUGUAGUUGGAAGCAGCGAUGCUUUUCCUGAAAGCACAGGAAAUCCGCCUAUUAUAUCCCUUCAACAGCGUAACCUGCGUCCAUCUUGGAGGAGCUGCUGUGGCCUUUUUGAAGCUCUGCGGCGCUCCAAUAGAUAA